Molecule: messenger RNA, 3369 nt
Organism: Zygotorulaspora mrakii
Lineage: Eukaryota; Fungi; Ascomycota; Saccharomycetes; Saccharomycetales; Saccharomycetaceae
Gene: VAS1
Product: valine--tRNA ligase
Exons: 1
Coding region: 1-3369 (1122 amino acids)
Biological process (GO): valyl-tRNA aminoacylation
Cellular component (GO): cytosol
Molecular function (GO): valine-tRNA ligase activity; ATP binding; aminoacyl-tRNA deacylase activity
Source: RefSeq, a predicted model, not a curated record
AUGCAUAAGUGGUUACGCAUUACUGUACCUGUAGCUUCUUCGUUAUCAUUGUCAUUCAAGAGUCAACUAAGAGUAUUUUCAAGACAAUUAGUAACGUCUAGGACUUUCUUAGGUUACCAGAGAAAAUAUAUAGACAAUACAAGCUUACAACUACAAAGUCAGCAGUGGAGAUUUUUCAGUAUGAGUGAUCUUGAUAGCUUACCUCCAGUAGAUCCAAAGACUGGUGAGAUCAUUGUCAAUCCACUUAAGGAAGAUGGUAGUGAGAAAACUGCAAAGGAGAUAGAAAAGGAGAAGAAAAAAGCUGAAAAGUUGUUGAAAUUUGCAGCAAAACAGGCUAAAAAGAAGGCCACCACAGCAAACAGCGAUUCAGCAGAGAAAAAGGAUAAGAAGAGUAAGAAGAAGAAAGAAGUGGAGCCAGUUCCAGACUUUGUUGACAAGACAGUAGCCGGUGAGAAAAAAAUUUUGGUUUCAUUGGACGAUCCUGCAUUGAAGGCAUACAAUCCUGCGAAUGUUGAAAGUUCGUGGUAUGAUUGGUGGGUUAAAUCAGGUUUCUUUGAACCUGAAUUUACCAAUGAUGGUAAAGUCAAGCCAGAAGGGCUUUUCUGUAUUCCAGCCCCACCACCAAAUGUUACGGGUGCCUUGCACAUCGGACACGCUUUGACCAUCUCUAUUCAAGAUUCUUUGAUCCGAUACAAUAGAAUGAAGGGCAAAACAGUUUUGUUCCUGCCAGGUUUUGAUCACGCCGGUAUCGCUACCCAAUCUGUGGUUGAAAAACAGUUAUGGGCCAAAGACAAGAAGACUAGACACGAUUUUGGCAGAGAGGCGUUUAUUGAAAAGGUUUGGGAAUGGAAAGAAGAAUACCAUCAAAAAAUCAAGAGCCAAAUUCAAAAUUUAGCCGCAUCUUACGAUUGGAGCCGUGAAGCUUUCACUUUAUCUCCAGAACUUACCAAAUCUGUGGUAGAGGCUUUCGUUAGAUUGCAUGACGAUGGUACCAUUUACCGUGCUUCAAGAUUGGUAAAUUGGUCAGUUAAAUUAAAUACCGCUAUUUCUAAUCUGGAAGUAGAGAACAAAGACGUGAAGGGCAGAACGUUAAUAAGCGUUCCAGGCUAUGAUGAGCAAGUUGAAUUUGGUGUAUUGACGUCAUUUGCGUACAACGUUGUUGACUUAGAUGAAAGGCUAAUCAUUGCCACCACAAGACCAGAAACUAUGUUCGGUGAUACAGCUAUCGCUGUUCAUCCAGACGAUUCUCGCUACAAACACUUGCACGGUAAAUAUGUCCAACAUCCUUUCUUACCUAGAAAAAUGCCAAUCGUUUGCGACAGCGAGGCUGUCGAUAUGGAGUUCGGUACUGGUGCUGUCAAAAUCACACCUGCUCAUGACCAAAACGAUUACAACACAGGAAAACGCCAUAACCUAGAAUUUAUUAAUAUUUUCACCGAUGAUGGCUUGUUGAACGAAAAUUGUGGUCCUGAAUGGCAAGGAAUGAAGAGAUUCGAUGCAAGAAAGAGGGUCAUCGAAGAGCUCAAGGCUAAUGGUUUAUACAUCAGCCAAGAAGAUAAUGAAAUGACUAUUCCAACUUGUUCAAGAUCUGGUGAUAUUAUCGAACCCUUGUUGAAACCACAGUGGUGGGUUUCCCAAGGUGAAAUGGCUAAAGACGCCAUUCAUGCUGUUAAAAAUGGUGAUAUAACUAUCACUCCAAAAUCAUCAGAAUCGGAAUACUUCCACUGGUUAGGAAAUAUUCAAGACUGGUGUAUUUCUAGACAGUUAUGGUGGGGCCACCGUUGUCCAGUUUAUUUUGUCUCUAUUGAAGGUCAAGAAAAUAGCAAAAAUGAUGGUGAAUUCUGGAUCGCAGGCAGAACUUUGGAAGAAGCUCAAGAGAAGGCCAAUAUCAAAUUUGUUGGUAAAAAAUUCACACUGGAACAGGACGAAGAUGUUUUGGACACUUGGUUCUCUUCUGGACUAUGGCCAUUUUCUACUUUGGGGUGGCCAGAUAAAACGAAGGAUCUCGAGACAUUCUACCCAUUCUCCAUGCUAGAAACAGGAUGGGACAUUCUGUUCUUCUGGGUUAGUAGAAUGAUCUUUUUAGGUAUCAAAUUGACCGGUUCUGUCCCAUUCAAAGAAGUGUUCUGUCACUCCUUGGUUCGUGAUGCUCAAGGUCGUAAAAUGUCCAAAUCUUUGGGAAAUGUUGUCGAUCCAUUAGACGUGAUUCGGGGUAUUAAAUUGGAGGAUCUCCAUGCUAAAUUAUUGUUGGGUAAUUUGGAUCCAAGAGAAGUCGAAAAAGCCAAAGCUGGUCAAAAAGAAUCCUAUCCCAACGGUAUUCCACAAUGUGGUACUGACGCCAUGAGAUUUGCACUUUGUGCUUACACUACCGGUGGUCGUGAUAUUAAUUUGGAUAUUUUGCGUGUUGAAGGUUACAGAAAGUUUUGUAAUAAAAUUUAUCAGGCUACCAAGUUCGCACUGAUGAGAUUAGGGGAAAAUUACAAACCACCUUCCAGCGAGGGCCUGUCCGGUAACGAAUCAUUGGUCGAGAAAUGGAUUUUGCAUAAAUUAACCACAACGUCCAAGAUUGUAAAUGAAGCUCUUGACAAACGUGAUUUCUUGAAUUCUACCAGUGCAAUUUAUGAAUUCUGGUAUAUGAUUUGCGAUGUUUAUAUCGAAAACUCCAAGUAUUUGAUUCAAGAAGGCACAGAAGCCCAACAAAAAUCGGCCAAAGACACAUUGUACAUUUUGAUAGACAACGCUCUGAGAUUAAUUCAUCCUUUCAUGCCAUUAAUUUCCGAAGAGAUGUGGCAACGCUUACCAAAGCGUUCCACAGAAAGGAGUGAAACAAUUGUGAAAGCUGCCUAUCCAAUUUAUGAAUCUGAAUAUGACAAUUUGAAGGCAGCAAAAGCAUACGACUUGGUUUUGGAUAUCACGAACAAGGCGCGCUCUUUACUAGCUGAGUUCACUAUUUUGAAAAACGGAAAGGUCUUUGUUGAAUCCCAACAUGAAGACUCAUUUGAAACAGCCAAAUCACAGCAAGAUUCAAUUGUUUCUUUAAUUAAAGCUAUUGAUGAAGUGACGGUUGUUCGUGACGGCUCUGAAAUCCCUGAUGGUUGUGUCUUGAGAUCUGUCAACCCAGAAGUAAAUGUUCAUUUAUUAGUGAAAGGCCAUGUUGAUAUUGACGCUGAGAUCGGCAAGGCGGAGAAGAAGUUGGAAAAGGUCUCAAAGACUAAGAGUGGAAUCGAAAGUACAAUGGGCAGUAAAGAUUAUGAAUCAAAAGCUAAUGACCAAGCCAAAGAAGCAACCAGGUUGAGAUUAGAAAACUCCAUCGCUGAAAUCGAAGGUUUGAAAGCUACUAUUGAAAAUUUGAAACGCCUCAAAUUAUAA